Solenopsis invicta (red fire ant) is the source of this 999-nucleotide messenger RNA. It is a transcript of the gene Bet3, whose product is annotated as trafficking protein particle complex subunit 3. Gene Ontology annotation, biological process: intra-Golgi vesicle-mediated transport; endoplasmic reticulum to Golgi vesicle-mediated transport. The coding region runs from base 238 to 774 and encodes 178 amino acids. Lineage: Eukaryota; Metazoa; Arthropoda; Insecta; Hymenoptera; Formicidae. Gene Ontology annotation, cellular component: cis-Golgi network membrane; TRAPP complex; cytosol. The record is from RefSeq and is a predicted model, not a curated record. The transcript is spliced from 2 exons.
AAGCAACGCUGAUCAUUUCAAUGUGCAGGGCAGUGCAUUGCAUAUAACAGACAACUCGAUAUUUGUAAAUAAAUAUAAACAUAAAUUACCGAGAAGACAAUGAAAAUUAUUUAAAUAAUUUUAGUCUCCUAGCAAUCGAUUUUUUAUUUAACCUUUAAUUUUUAUUCGGACAAAAACGGACACGAACAGUUGUCAAUGGUUUAAUACCAAUACGACCGUACGUCGCUUACUGUCAACAUGUCAAGAACAGGAACGAAACUCGAUGCAAAGAAAGUGAACUCUGAACUGUUCACUCUGACUUAUGGUGCACUUGUAGCCCAGUUACUCCAGGAUUAUGAAAACGUGGACGACGUUAACAAACAGCUGGAAAGAAUGGGAUACAACAUUGGGAUACGGCUGAUAGAGGACUUUCUGGCGAGGACUGGCUCCGGCCGAUGCUACGAUUUCAGAGACACAGCCGAGAAGAUUCAAAGCGGUUUCAAGAUAUUUCUAGGCAUAACGCCAUCGAUCACAAACUGGAGCCCAGCUGGCGACGAGUUUUCCCUUUGCUUCGAAACGAAUCCUCUGACGGAAUUCGCAGAAUUACCAGAUAAUUAUUCGAAUCUCAAGUACUGUAACAUUCUGCCUGGCGUGCUCAGAGGUGCCUGCGAAAUGGUGCAAAUGGAGGUCGCCUGCUGGUUUGUGCAGGAUCAGCUCAAGAACGACAAUGUCACGGAACUGCGGGUGAAAUUUGUCAAGAGGCUAGAGGAUGCAAUACCAGCAGGCGAAGAUUAAACGCAUUCAUUAUCCAAAUAUGUACAAGCGAUAUCUACGUAUUUGUCAAUUUAAUGAUAAAGUAUCUUGUAUCUUUAAGUUUGAUAUGUUAUAAUAAUUAGGCGUAUAUUUCCAAUGCUUGCAUUCCGCAUACUUUCGAGUAAAAGUAAUAUAUGGUGGAUUUCAUAUUAAUGUUCGCAACGAUAGUGAGAAUACGCAAUACAUACCAAGUUUGUUUAACAUUGA